UUGGUGGAAAGAAAUUGAUCGGUCCUGCUACCGUUCCAUGAAUUGCUACAUCGAUACGAGACGACUACUUGGUGCUUUUUUAACAAUCUAUUACAGCUAGAGUACACCUAUUAGACGUAUAGAAACGAGUAGCCUUUGAAAAAUCCCCUUCUAUCGAAUUAGUUUAUUACAGCAGAGUUUGCAGCGGUGCAAUUGUUAAUUAGGUGGAUUUUAGUUGAUUUCUGUGUCAAGACAAUGUCGGUUUCACCGUCUAUAAAUAGAGGAACUGAUAAGACCUUAGAUGUAAACAAAUAUGCCACAAAGAAAACCAUCGCGCAAGGCCUACUGGAUGUCGCCUUACUCACUGCAAAUGCCUCACAACUCAAAUACGUCCUGCAAGUUGGAGAAAAGCAUGAAUUCUACUCACUAAUGCUCAGUUUAAUCAGUAUAUCGAUAAUUUUACAGAUCGUUCAAGCAUGCUUAUGUGUUGUCCUGGGUUCAGCUUACAACAUCAACAAAGAAGGCGACUGCACAACAGCAAACAAAACAAAUAAUAUUAUUUUAUGUACCAAUAUUGGAAUAAUGGCUGUCAAUGUAUUAAUUAAUAGUUUCGAAAUGAAGGAAGGUUCCAGUAAUUUUCCUCUCAGCAAUAUAACAUUACUUGGUCGUCCAAGUUCUAAGUAGAUUUAGAAUAAAAACAAAACCAAAAUCAUUAACUUUAAAUAUAUACUAAGAGUGUAUACAGAGAAAUCGAAAAAAUGGCGUCAAGUGGACAAUCACAUAAAAUGCGAGUAUUCAUUUCCAAGCCAUCUAUGACGCCGUUUUUUUUUCGAUAUAUAGGUAUAUUUGUCACAUUAAUAUAAUGUUCGGUUUAUUCUGACUUUUAAUUCUGAUUAAGUUAAGUUUGUAACUCUUUUUCUAAAACUAUAUUUUGUAUCCUAGUAUUAGGCAAUUCCAAAUAAAAAAUAUUUUAUAUUA
Molecule: messenger RNA, 957 nt
Organism: Sitophilus oryzae (rice weevil)
Lineage: Eukaryota; Metazoa; Arthropoda; Insecta; Coleoptera; Curculionidae
Product: ninjurin-2
Exons: 3
Coding region: 235-663 (142 amino acids)
Biological process (GO): cell adhesion; tissue regeneration
Cellular component (GO): membrane
Source: RefSeq, a predicted model, not a curated record